AGGAAGGAAUAGUUUUUCCCCCAAUCAGUAUAGAUCUGUUGGUUCCUAGACAGUUACUGUGUAAUUGUUAGCAGGAAACCUGUGAAUAAUAAGGAUGGCAAGUGUAUCCAGAGUCCUGACCAAGAGGAUUUUAUCAACUAAAGCCCUCCCUGCAGCCGCCCGAUGUAGCUCCAGGAACAUCCACUUCUCCAUCUAUGGGAAGAAGGACAACGCCAAAGUGUCAGAUGGUAUCUCAACCCAGUACCCGGUAGUGGAUCAUGAGUUUGAUGCGGUGGUGGUAGGGGCUGGGGGAGCAGGUCUGAGAGCUGCUUUUGGUCUGUCUGAGGCUGGCUUCAACACGGCCUGUGUCACCAAGCUGUUCCCCACUAGGUCUCACACUGUGGCAGCACAGGGUGGGAUCAAUGCAGCCCUGGGUAACAUGGAGGGAGAUGAUUGGAGGUGGCACUUCUACGACACAGUGAAGGGAUCUGAUUGGCUAGGGGACCAGGAUGCUAUCCACUACAUGACAGAGCAGGCCCCAGCUGCCGUGGUGGAGCUGGAGAACUUUGGAAUGCCCUUCAGUCGGACAGAUGAUGGGAAGAUCUAUCAGAGGGCCUUCGGGGGUCAGAGCCUGAAUUUUGGAAAGGGAGGCCAAGCACACCGAUGCUGCUGUGUAGCUGACAGGACUGGACACUCCCUUCUUCACACAUUGUAUGGACGGUCCUUAAGGUAUGAUACCAGCUACUUUGUGGAGUACUUUGCCCUGGACCUGCUGAUGGAGGAUGGUGAAUGCAGAGGAGUGAUCGCUCUCUGUAUGGAGGAUGGAUCCAUCCACCGCUUCAGAUCCAACAACACUGUCAUCGCUACUGGUGGUUAUGGCCGUACCUACUUCAGCUGUACCUCAGCCCACACCAGCACCGGGGAUGGCAACGCCAUGGUAACCAGAGCUGGUCUACCAUGCCAGGACCUGGAGUUUGUACAGUUCCACCCCACCGGUAUCUAUGGCGCCGGCUGCCUCAUCACUGAGGGUAGCCGUGGCGAGGGAGGGAUCCUCAUCAACAGUGAAGGAGAGCGCUUUAUGGAACGCUACGCUCCCAACGCCAAAGAUCUGGCCUCCCGGGAUGUGGUGUCACGCUCCAUGACCAUUGAGAUCCGUGAGGGAAGGGGUUGUGGUCCGGAGAAGGACCAUGUGUACCUGCAGUUGCACCACCUGCCCCACCAGCAGCUGGCCACCCGCCUGCCUGGUAUCUCUGAGACCGCCAUGAUCUUCGCUGGGGUUGACGUCACCAAAGAGCCCAUCCCUGUCCUGCCCACCGUCCACUACAACAUGGGAGGAAUCCCCACUAACUAUAAGGGACAGGUCAUAACUCAUCCAGAUGGGGAGGACAAGGUGGUGCCAGGGCUGUAUGCCUGUGGUGAGGCUGCCUGUGCCAGUGUCCAUGGUGCCAACCGGCUGGGUGCCAACUCCCUGCUGGAUCUGGUGGUGUUUGGCAGAGCCUGUGCCCUCACCAUCGCUGACACCUGCACUCCAGGUGAGAAGCUUUCCCCACUGAAGCCCAGUGCUGGAGAGGAGUCUGUUGCCAACCUGGACAAGAUCAGGUUUGCUGACGGGAACACCAGAACCUCUGAGAUCAGACUCAACAUGCAGAGAACGAUGCAGACCCAUGCAGCAGUGUUCCGUACCGGUGACGUUCUGAAGGAGGGAUGUGACAAGAUGGACGCCAUCUACCAGACCAUGGAGGACAUCAAGACAUUCGACCGUGGUAUGGUGUGGAACACUGACCUGGUCGAGUCUCUGGAGCUGCAGAACCUGAUGCUGAACGCGGUCCAGACUAUCCACUCUGCCGAGGCCCGCAAGGAGACCAGGGGAGCACACGCCCGGGAGGACUACAAGGACCGUAUGGAUGAGCUGGACUACGCCAGGCCUCUGGCAGGACAGGAGAGGAAGCCUUUCGAACAGCAUUGGAGAAAACACACCAUGUCCACUGUGGAUCCUCAGACUGGCGAGGUAAAACAACUACCACGACUCCUGUCUGUGUGUCUGAUGGAAACGCAUAGGGACAAUCUGGCGAGGUAAAACAACUACCACGACUCCUGUCUGUGUGUCUGAUGGAAACGCACAGGGACAAUCUGGCGAGGUAAAACAACUACCACGACUCCUGUCUGUGUGUCUGAUGGAAACGCACAGGGACAAUCUGGCGAGGUAAAACAACUACCACGACUCCUGUCUGUGUGUCUGAUGGAAACGCAUAGGGACAAUCUGGCGAGGUAAAACAACUACCACGACUCCUGUCUGUGUGUCUGAUGGAAACGCAUAGGGACAAUCUGGCGAGGUAAAACAACUACCACGACUCCUGUCUGUGUGUCUGAUGGAAACGCACAGGGACAAUCUGGCGAGGUAAAACAACUACCACGACUCCUGUCUGUGUGUCUGAUGGAAACGCAUAGGGACAAUCUGGCGAGGUAAAACAACUACCACGACUCCUGUCUGUGUGUCUGAUGGAAACGCAUAGGGACAAUCUGGCGAGGUAAAACAACUACCACGACUCCUGUCUGUGUGUCUGAUGGAAACGCAUAGGGACAAUCUGGCGAGGUAAAACAACUACCACGACUCCUGUCUGUGUGUCUGAUGGAAACGAAUAGGGACAAUCUUCCCUGAACAGAAUCAAGCCUGUCUGGACUAAAAAAACAUGCUCUUGGUUGAACAUACUGUUUAGUCCAGAAAUAGGUUUUUGGAUGGAGAUGGAGAAAUACAAAUGAGUGCCUUUGGACUGAUCUGGUAUUAGGAAACUGAUCUGGUAUUAGGAGACUGAUCUGGUAUUAGGAGACUGAUCUGUAUUAGGAGACUGAUCUGGUAUUAGGAGACUGAUCUGGUAUUAGGAGACUGAUCUGUUAUUAGGAGACGGAUCUGGUAUUAGGAGACUGAUCUGUUAUUAGGAGACGGAUCUGGUAUUAGGAGACUGAUCUGUUAUUAGGAGACGGAUCUGGUAUUAGGAGACUGAUCUGUUAUUAGGAGACGGAUCUGGUAUUAGGAGACGGAUCUGUUAUUAGGAAGCGGAUCUGUUAUUCGGAGACGUAUCUGGUAUUAGGAGACGUAUCUGGUAUUAGGAGACGGAUCUGGUAUUACGAGACGGAUCUGGUAUUAGGAGACGGAUCUGUUAUUAGGAGACGGUUCUGUUAUUAGGAGACGGACCUGUUAUUCGGAGACGGAUCUGGUAUUAGGAGACUGAUCUGUUAUUAGGAGACGGUUCUGUUAUUAGGAGACAGACCUGUUAUUCGGAGACAGACCUGGUAUUAGGAGACAGACCUGGUAUUAGGAGACGGAUCUGGUAUUAGGAGACGGAUCUGGUAUUAGGAGACUGAUCUGUUAUUAGGAGACGGUUCUGUUAUUAGGAGACGGUUCUGUUAUUAGGAGACAGACCUGUUAUUCGGAGACAGACCUGGUAUUAGGAGACAGACCUGGUAUUAGGAGACGGAUCUGGUAUUAGGAGACUGAUCUGUUAUUAGGACACUGAUCUGUUAUUAGGAGACGGAUCUGGUAUUAGGAGACUGAUCUGUUAUUAGGAGACGGUUCUGUUAUUAGGAGACUGAUCUCUCUGUCAUG
Molecule: messenger RNA, 3583 nt
Organism: Oncorhynchus kisutch (coho salmon)
Lineage: Eukaryota; Metazoa; Chordata; Actinopteri; Salmoniformes; Salmonidae
Product: succinate dehydrogenase [ubiquinone] flavoprotein subunit, mitochondrial
Exons: 15
Coding region: 95-2056 (653 amino acids)
Biological process (GO): mitochondrial electron transport, succinate to ubiquinone; tricarboxylic acid cycle
Cellular component (GO): respiratory chain complex II (succinate dehydrogenase)
Molecular function (GO): flavin adenine dinucleotide binding; succinate dehydrogenase (quinone) activity; electron transfer activity
Source: RefSeq, a predicted model, not a curated record